This is a messenger RNA of Cololabis saira (Pacific saury), 1391 nucleotides long. RefSeq names its product protein ENL-like. The transcript is spliced from 4 exons. The coding region runs from base 96 to 533 and encodes 145 amino acids. NCBI's taxonomy places the organism in Eukaryota, Metazoa, Chordata, Actinopteri, Beloniformes, Belonidae. The record is from RefSeq and is a predicted model, not a curated record. Gene Ontology annotation, biological process: regulation of DNA-templated transcription. Gene Ontology annotation, cellular component: super elongation complex.
GGGCUGGAUUGACACACAAUGAGGAGCACAAGCGGGGGAGAAGCUCCGCAAACGCCGCUGUAAAUAAAUACAACAAUCACUGAGGCCGGAGGAACAUGGAGAACCAGUGCACAGUGCAAGUGAAGUUAGAGUUGUGCCACAGGGCUCAGUUGAAGAAGGAAGUGACAUCAGAAGGCUUCACACACGACUGGAUGGUGUUUGUUCGAGGGCCAGAGACCGGCGACAUUCAGCAAUUUGUAGAGAAGGUUGUCUUCCGCCUGCCUGAGAGCUUCCCAGAACCCAAGAGAGUAUGUAAGGAGCCUCCAUACAAAGUAGAAGAAUCGGGCUGCGCGGGCUUCCUCAUGCCUAUUGAGGUUUACUUCAAGAACAAGGAGGUGCCAAAAAAGGUUUGCUUCAACUAUGACCUGUUCCUCAACUUGGAGGGCAACCCACCCGUUAACCACCUGCGCUGUGAGAAGCUCACCUUCAACAACCCCACCAAAGAAUUCAGGAGAAAGCUGAUUAAAGCUGGGGGGGUGAGGCUGACCGACUGAGAGUUGGUCAACUGAUUGUACUGACCACCAUUGCCAAUACUAUGAAAGGUGAAGCAGAGGUAAUCAGAAAGCGUUAUAUAAACGAUAACACCUGUGCAUUAUUCACCCAGGGUUUUACACCAUCACCAACCCUUCCCUCAGUUCUAGUUGAUGACCUUGUUAACAGUUUCAGGUCCAACGUUAUGACUGUUAUUGAUUCUAUCGCCCCAAUUAAGACCAAAGUUCUGUCUGGGAGGCAAAAGUCACCCUGGAGAAACGCCACACUGCAGAGAAGGGUAUGUAGUGAUGAGGCAUUGUGACACCGUGGCUGACCUGAAACGUCAGCUUCCUACCCCCUGCAGAGGCGACACCUUGGAAGUAGCUUCAACAAAGACUUGAAACACGGGAAUGCCAUAUGAUGAAGUUCCUGACUGACUAUGGGGUAGUUUCCAACUGAAUGAUAUUCAUGCCGAAUGCCCGAGGACGGCAUUUGGCCACAGAUCACAUCUGAUUGUAAAUACCCUUUAAUUUCUUUUCAUCUUUCACCUUUAGCUUGUUUGUUCCUGCCUUUUGUGCUUUGAACUUACUGUAUAAAAAGUCCUGUUGUCAAACCAUUCUUGGUCAGCACACCAACCCAGCCAUGCACUGCGUUGGUCUGCUCACCGCCGGCUACUGAAUAAAACUCAAUACACCACAGCAGAUUUCUGAACUGGAUUUUACAUUAUUCCUCAACAGUAGACAAGCAGAACGCAGGUGGCGCAAAAACAAACUCCAGGUAUUUUACAACAUUGAUAAAGAGUCUUUGCAACUAUAACCAGAAACUGAAGAAUGCAAGCCAAUCAUAUAUUUCAGAGAUUAUUGAUGGAAACCGUAAUAAUU